GUCAGCUGGAGCACGACUUGUUGCUCCGGUCCAAGCUCCGACAGGAACUGGUUCGUUCGGUCAGCGACCUUCAGAUGCAGAGGUCGGAGCUGCGGCGCCGUUGGGGUGCCACGCUGGUUCUGGGGCAGACCUCGGGAGCUGGGGGACGGAGGGCGGAGGGCGUGCUGGCGCCGGAUGGUGGCCAGGGCUCCGGCGGCCUGGGUGACAGGUUGGAGGCGCAGGGGCGGAGGUCGCUCGCGACGUCUGAGACGAAUUUCGUCUCCAAGGUGCGGAAGCUCACAAACGACGCAUCAUUCCAGGCAUCCGCAGCUGUCGCGCUAGCAGCAGCCGCGACUUCCGAGCAAGACCAGCUGCAGUACACGCGGGGGGCGCUGAAUCAAUUGAUGCAGGUGGCGGGGGUGCAGCAAACAGCGUUGGAGAUGGCGAAUAUGCUGGCGAAGGGUUUUAAGCACGCCACUGCAGCCAAGGUCAUUGCUGGCCCACCGGAGCAGCGCGAGUUGGUGGGGGUGCUGACGUCGAUGUCGGAUGAGGUCGCCGGUGCAGUCAGCAGCUUCUUUUCGGCGGCCUCCAAGACAGCGGCGACCAGUUGCGCGCCAGUGCCGGCGAUUCAGACGCCCGCCUUUCCGGCCUUUGGCUAUCAGGGACUCGCAGCCGCAGCACAGCCAGUCCCGCAGAUGGCGCCACUUCAGCUGCCGGGACCGCCAGCGCAACGGCCAGUCGGCGGUGACGGCGUGGCGGCGCCAGGGGCUGCGCAGGAUGCAGUGGCAGGCAGGGGGUUUGGGUGCCACGAGUGCGGCGCUCGCGGCCAUGGCUACACGAAUUGCCCCGUGCUCAUCGCUCUGUCGAAGUCUGACCCGCUGAGUUUCGUGAACAAGAGGCAGCAGCACCAGGAGCGCGCGCAGGCCGAUGCCGCACGCAGGCCUCCACGCGGUCCUCGUUAGGGUGAUCGCCUCGGCGACCCGCCGGCCGUCGCGCCGGUCACGGCUCGGUGGGAUGCGGUGCACUCCGAAGGGGAGUCAGCUCCUGGAGUGUCAUCACCGACCGGCGCUACCGCAGGGCUGGACAACGACAUAGAGAGAGAUCUGGACGCGGCGGCCUUGGAAGAGGCAUUGGACGGUGGAUCGGCUCAGCCGCCUGAGACUCGGCAGUGGUUCGGUCGUGACGGCAACAAGCUGGUGACGGCGGCAUGGCUCAAGUACGGUGUCGAUACACCCGUGACGCGCAACGAGACGGAGUGGCUGUUCCACAUGGA
Molecule: messenger RNA, 1252 nt
Organism: Astrephomene gubernaculifera
Lineage: Eukaryota; Viridiplantae; Chlorophyta; Chlorophyceae; Chlamydomonadales; Astrephomenaceae
Source: the annotation of a GenBank genome assembly